Miscanthus lutarioriparius is the source of this 1401-nucleotide messenger RNA. The record is from the annotation of a GenBank genome assembly. NCBI's taxonomy places the organism in Eukaryota, Viridiplantae, Streptophyta, Magnoliopsida, Poales, Poaceae.
AUGCUGGCGGGCUACGGCGGUGGUGGCCGCGGCGUCCAUCUCUCCUCCCACAAGGACCUCCUCCUGGGCCGCGGCGGCCGGAGCUUCCUCUUCGGCAACACGUGGUUUCUCCUCUCCACAUACCCGGCGCGCCUCCUGCACACCACGGACCGCCGCGCGCCCGCUGCGUUCUUCGCCGCGAUCAACCGGGCCCCCUGCGUGCGCUCGCACUGCGUUGGGCAGGGCCUGCUGCAGAGGGGCGGCAUUGUCAUGGCUGCCUGCGGCUAUGCUCUUCGGCGGGCUGAGCUGGGUGCCGCCAAGCGCCAGCAGCCGGAUAAGGAUCCAUCUGCAGGGGCACGCGCCUCGCGUAUUGCAGCCAUGGGAUCACUGGGCAGUGCUGCGCGACCAGACGUCUCUUUUAGGUACAGAGGGGUGGAUUCUUGUAAGAAGAUUGGUGUAAGCUUGAAGUGCCGUGAGCCAUGGGGGAAUAGGGCAUUCUGGACAAACGCCGCCGGGCCAGGUUGGAAGUUGAGCUUUGCAGUUGAGCCAUGGACUAGGGACUUUAGCGCGUCGUGUGCUGCACCAUAUUCUGCUGGAGCCACAGAGCAUCAAUUGUCGCUCGAUGAGAAGAUGGAUAACUCCACCGUUGCAUCUGAUGGGAAGUCACCAGUUUCUGAAAAAUUGAAGUUGCUAUCUGGUUCAUGUUACUUGCCUCACCCAGCUAAGGAGGCAACUGGUGGUGAGGAUGCACAUUUCAUUAGCAUUGAUGAGCAUGUGAUUGGCGUAGCAGAUGGUGUUGGUGGCUGGGCAGAUCUCGGUGUCGAUGCUGGAUUAUAUGCUAAGGAGCUAAUGAGAAAUUCAUUGAGUGCUAUAAAAGAUGAGCCAGAAGGGACAAUUGAUCCAACCAGAGUUUUGGAAAAGGCUUAUAUGAGCACCAAAGCAAGGGGAUCAUCUACCGCGUGUAUCAUCACUCUUAAAGAUCAGGGUAUCCAUGCUGUAAAUCUUGGGGAUAGUGGCUUCGUAGUAGUCCGAGAUGGCCGCACUGUUCUCAGGUCACCCUCACAGCAGCAUGAUUUCAAUUUUACUUAUCAGCUUGAGAGUGGAGGUGGCAGUGAUCUUCCUAGUUCCGCACAAGUAUUUCACUUUCCGGUUGCCCCGGGUGAUGUUAUUGUUGCUGGCACGGAUGGACUUUUUGACAAUUUAUACAACAAUGAGAUAAGUGGUGUUAUUGUUGAAGCUCUCAGGGUUGGACUUGAGCCUCAGAUUGCAGCACAAAAAAUUGCUGCCCUGGCUCGACAAAGAGCUACAGACAAAAAUAGGCAGUCACCAUUUGCAUCAGCUGCUCAAGAAGCUGGGUACCGGUACUACGGUGGGAAGCUUGAUGACAUAACAGUUGUGGUGUCGUAUGUGAAAAGUGCCUGA